GUGAAAAGCCUUGAGGCCGUCGGACCUCCGAACAGAUCUUAUGGUCUCAGGCAGACGGUGAACGCGGAACUUGUUGUCGCCGAUCCUUUUCCUUGCAGUUCCUCUUCGUAGGAUCUUCCGACAUGACAACAGCUAGACGAUUUCGCUUCGAAGCGGUAUACCGGCGCAAGGCUGCAACCGAGCUGUUGAAUGUCGUGUCGUCGACGACCAAAGCGAAGAUCAGACACUCUAGCUCGCAGUCCGGUGCUGCCCGGAGCCUACCUCUCGUGGGUAUCAAAGUGCUUGAGGUGGGACAGGUUAUCGCAGGGCCUUUCUGCGGUCAACUGCUAGGUCAUUACGGAGCUGAAGUAAUCAAAGUCGAACCACCCAAAACCGGCGACCCGCUUCGUGUAUGGCGCGAACUCGACGUAGACGGGGUCAGCCCCUGGUGGCGGAGCAUUGCUCGGAACAAAAAGAGCGUGACCAUCGACAUGCGCAAGGAGGAAGGCCGAAGUCUCGUCAAGCAGCUCGCAGUCCAAAGUAACGUCAUGAUAGAGAACUUCAAGCCCGGCACCCUUGAGAAGUGGAACCUCGGUCCCGCCGAUCUUCACCCGCUAAACCCCUCGCUGAUAUUCACGCGCGUCAGCGGAUACGGCCAGACGGGGCCCUGGGCUUCCCGUCCGGGCUAUGCUUCUGUCUGCGAGGCAGAGUCUGGCUUCCGAUAUAUCAACGGCAUCCCAGAUCCAGAAACUGGCUCACUCUCUGGCGCCCCCAUCCGCCCGAACAUCAGUUUGGGCGACUCUGUUGCGGGACUGCAUGCAGCUUUUGGAACUGUCCUCGCGCUAUUAUCGCGGAAGAACAGAGAAGCACAGGGGCUACAGGGCGGCCAGACAGUGGACGUCAGCAUUUUCGAGAGCAUGAUCAACCUUAUGGAAGGCAUUAUUCCUGAAUACGACCGCAAGGGCAAGAUACGCGGGCCCUCAGGCUCCUCCGUGACCGGGAUCGUGCCCACGAACGCCUAUCCUUGCCUGCCUGCACCGUCGGCGCCCAACGUGCCGGCGUAUGUUGUCAUUGGCGCAAACGCCGACUCGAUCUACGUCCGCCUUAUGACCGCCCUCGGCCGCGUGGACCUCAUCGGGCCCGACUACGCACAAAAUCACCACCGCGUCGAGCGCCAGGCGGAGAUCGAAGCUGCGAUCGCUGCGUGGACGAGCACGCGCUCUCCAGAGGAGGUUGAGGAGACGCUACGUAAGGUCGGGGUGCCAGUCGGCCGGGUCCUAAACGUGAAGGACAUUGUGGAGAGCGAGCACGCGCGCGUCCGCGGGCUUGUCGAAGAGGUCUGGGUGCCGAAACAAACACGGACCAAGGUUGAGGGUGCAAGUGGCGGGGAGGAGGGUAAGGGCGAAGGGUGGAGCGUGAAGAUGUCGAAGGUCGUGCCCGUGCUCGAGGGCUGCGACACGAAGACGCGGUGGGCGGGGCCGGAGCUGGGUCAGCAUAACCGGGAGGUGCUCAUUGGCCAGCUGGGACUUGAUGAGGCCGAGUUUGCUCGGCUGCAGGAAGAGGGCGUCAUUGGGAGGUAGUCUCUGCCGGUGAAGCUCAUGCGAGAUUCAUUCAUGAGCAUGAUCACACGAGACGAAGGAUGUUUGACCCCCAUUCAAUACAGCCUUCUUUCUACAGGACGGGACUACUGCGCAACGCUGCGGAAAUGGUCAUGCGGCACAG
Dichomitus squalens LYAD-421 SS1 is the source of this 1701-nucleotide messenger RNA. Its product is annotated as CoA-transferase family III. Bases 123 to 1559 code for a protein of 478 amino acids. The record is from RefSeq and is a predicted model, not a curated record. Lineage: Eukaryota; Fungi; Basidiomycota; Agaricomycetes; Polyporales; Polyporaceae. The transcript has 7 exons. Gene Ontology annotation, molecular function: catalytic activity.